AUGGCUAUUGAAGUACAGAAUAUCCCAUCGUCGAACCGCAGCAAAUUCAACUCCAAGCUUAGAGAAUACAGAACCAACGUAGAAAAUGCUAGAAAGGAGCUACGGAAACUGUCCGAGACUUCAGAUCGUAGAGCGUUAUUUGGCGACCGACUGGCCAGUGGUUCACCAGACAACAUCCCCUUGGACCAGCGUCAACAGCUAUUAUCCGGACAAGCCAGUUUAGAGAGAUCUUCACAAAGACUGCGAGACUCUCAGAGAGUUGCCAACGAAACAGAGUCUAUUGGCGCCAACAUUCUAAGCGACCUACGGGGUCAGCGAGAACAGCUGACCAACUCGCGAAACGUGCUCCUCGAAGCCGACGGAUACGUCGACAAGAGCAUUCGCACGCUCCGUGGCAUGGCCAGACGGUAA
Molecule: messenger RNA, 411 nt
Organism: Sugiyamaella lignohabitans
Lineage: Eukaryota; Fungi; Ascomycota; Dipodascomycetes; Dipodascales; Trichomonascaceae
Gene: VTI1
Product: Vti1p
Exons: 1
Coding region: 1-411 (136 amino acids)
Biological process (GO): intracellular protein transport; macroautophagy; Golgi to vacuole transport
Cellular component (GO): endoplasmic reticulum membrane; SNARE complex; ER to Golgi transport vesicle membrane
Molecular function (GO): SNAP receptor activity; SNARE binding
Source: RefSeq, a predicted model, not a curated record